GGCCAAGAUAGAGGCCAAUCAACGACGGAAGGAAACCAAGAUGGAUUCCUUCAUAAAUGGCAGCCGAGAAAGGAUGGAGGUCCCAAUAACCUCCACCUGGUGUGAGGACCCCAAGCUGACUGUUGCUCUGAAUGGGCAAGCUGACAGACCGAUUGUUUCCACUGGUUGGAGCGUGUAUGACAUCGACCCACCUACGAGUACACCCAAAGUCAAAAGUGUUGCAUCCAGGCAGAAGCAGCAAGCCGCAAAACCAGAGUCACAAGGUGGUGCAGGAUGGCAAGGAAGCAGUAAUGUGGUGAAGCAGGUUCAGCAACAGAAUAAAAACCGGGAGCAACGUCAGCAGCGACAGAAAGAACUGAGAAAAGAUAAGGAGCUUCACAAGAGAAUGCAUCAAAACAACCCCAACUGGGAGUUCUUGGCUAUGAUCAGGGAGUACCGUGAUAGUAUGGAGUUCCAUCCCCUACAAGAGUCAGACCCCGUGGAAGACCACGCGAUUACAGUUUGUGUCAGGAAGAGGCCACUCAAUAUGAAAGAAGUGGACAGGAAUGAGCCCGAUGUGAUCUCGGUGCUCAGUAAAAAUCACAUUGUUGUGCACGAGCCCAAACUUAGUGUGUACCUCACAAAGUUCUUAGAGAACCAACACUUCAUAUUUGAUUACGCUUUUGACGAGUCCUGUUCCAAUGACUUGGUCUACAAGUACACAGCAAAGCCUCUGGUCCAAACGGUCUUCAAGGGCGGGGUGGCAACAUGUUUUGCAUAUGGGCAGACAGGAAGUGGCAAGACCCAUACAAUGGGCGGUAACUUUCUGGGUAAAACACAAAACUUCCAGAAAGGAAUCUAUGCCAUGGUAGGGGAGGAUAUCUUUAGGUACUGUACGUCACCUGAGUAUAAUGCCCUUAACCUGACGGUAUCCGCAAGCUUCUACGAGAUAUACAACGGUGAGGUCUUUGAUCUGUUGGCAAAAAGAACUAAACUGCGCAUUCUUGAAGAUGACAAGCAGCAAGUGCAGAUCAUGGGUCUGACUGAAAGAGCAGUCAACUCAGUGGAUGAGCUCCUUCAAGUCAUACAGCAUGGCACCCGAACUAGAACAUCAGGAAAGACCGCAGCAAACGCCAGUUCUUCACGGUCUCAUGCAGUACUCCAGAUUGUAGUCCGGGCACCUAGUAUCAAGAACAUUCAUGGCAAGUUCUCACUGAUUGAUCUAGCUGGCAAUGAGACGGCAGGAGAUAUGUCUUCUGCGAAUCGGCAGAGAAGGCUGGAAGGUGCGGAGAUUAACAAGUCACUUCUAGCUCUAAAGGAGUGUAUCAGAGCGUUGGGCAGGAAAGGUGCACAUCUCCCAUUUCGAGGCAGCAAGCUCACCCACAUUCUCAGAGACUCCUUCAUCGGGGUGAACUCCAAAACAUGUAUGAUAGUGAUGAUUAGUCCAAGCAUGAAAUCAUGUGAAUACUCUCUGAACACACUGCGAUAUGCAGAUCACGUGAAGGAACACAGAUCAAUAUAUAAGCAAUGAAGAACCGGCUACAAAA
Cryptotermes secundus is the source of this 1526-nucleotide messenger RNA. RefSeq names its product kinesin-like protein Klp10A. Gene Ontology annotation, biological process: microtubule-based movement. The coding region runs from base 41 to 1510 and encodes 489 amino acids. The transcript has a single exon. Gene Ontology annotation, molecular function: microtubule binding; ATP binding; microtubule motor activity. NCBI's taxonomy places the organism in Eukaryota, Metazoa, Arthropoda, Insecta, Blattodea, Kalotermitidae. The record is from RefSeq and is a predicted model, not a curated record.